AGGCUCUUAAAAACAUCCAACUGUUCUGCUCUCUUUUUUCAGACUCAGGUGCCCCAACACAUGACUUUAGAAAUACUUAAGCAGGUCUCCAUGCCCUCCCGUUCCUAGCGGCAUACCGGUGCGAUAAUGACCAUCCAUGUAGAGGGGCUUGUGGCUAUCGCGAUCUUCUAUCUACUGAUCCUGGUUGUGGGCAUCUGGGCGGCAUGGAAGAACAAACACUCCGGGGAGGCGGAGGGGACCAACCGCAGCGAGACCAUCAUGGUGGGAGGGAGAGACAUCGGAUUAUUUGUCGGUGGAUUUACCAUGACAGCGACCUGGGUUGGAGGAGGAUAUAUAAAUGGCACAGCUGAAUAUGUGUAUCUACCUGAUUAUGGCUUGGCUUGGGCACAAGCUCCCUUUGGAUAUGCCCUCAGCCUUGUUGUGGGUGGCCUUUUUUUUGCUAAGCCCAUGCGCUCAAGAGGUUACGUCACCAUGUUGGACCCCUUCCAGCAGAUAUAUGGGAAACGUAUGGGUGGACUCCUCUUCAUACCUGCACUCAUGGGAGAGAUCUUCUGGUCUGCUGCCAUCUUAUCUGCCCUUGGUGCCACUCUGAGUGUCAUUGUGGACAUCAACAUCAAGAUGUCAGUGGUUAUCUCAGCUCUCAUUGCAAUCUUUUACACCCUGGUUGGAGGACUUUACUCUGUGGCCUACACUGACGUGGUGCAGCUCAUCUGUAUCUUUAUCGGCCUGUGGAUCAGUGUCCCUUUUGCUUUGACCAACCCCGCGGUGUCAGACAUCACCGUUACUGCGGUGAAGCAGGUGUACCAGUCUCCUUGGAGAGGCAGCAUCGGCAAGAACGACACCUGGGUCUGGAUCGACAACUUCUGCCUCCUGAUGCUUGGAGGAAUACCCUGGCAGGUGUAUUUCCAGAGGGUCCUGUCGGCCUCCUCGGCCACCUACGCCCAGGUCCUCUCCUUCCUGGCUGCUUUCGGGUGCCUGGUCAUGGCCGUGCCCUCCGUUCUCAUCGGGGCCAUUGGGGCCUCCACAGACUGGAACCAGACGAGUUAUGGGGCCAUCGCUCCUAAAGAUAGGGACCAAGCCGACAUGAUUCUACCCAUCGUGCUCCAACAUCUUUGCCCUCCAUUCGUCUCUUUCUUCGGACUUGGUGCAGUGUCUGCAGCUGUCAUGUCCUCCGCAGACUCAUCCAUCCUUUCAGCAAGCUCCAUGUUUGCCAGGAACAUCUACCAACUUGCUUUCAGACAGUCCGCGUCUGACCGUGAGAUCGUAUGGGUGAUGCGCAUUACUAUCUUUGUAUUCGGUGGCCUCGCUACAUUGAUGGCACUUGUGACCGGGACAGUUUACGGGCUGUGGUACCUGAGCUCAGAUCUGGUUUACGUCAUCAUCUUCCCCCAGCUGAUCAGCGUGCUCUUUAUCAAAGGCACCAACACGUACGGCUCUGUGGCUGCCUACCUGUUUGGCAUGCUGCUGCGUAUAGGUGGAGGUGAGCCCUACCUGCGGAUGCCCCCUUUCAUUUAUUACCCUGGAUGGACCACUGAGCAGAGGAUACACCACAUGACUGGAGAGAUGGAGGAUGUGGUUGUCCAGAAGUUCCCCUUUAAGACCGUCUCCAUGUUGGCCUCCUUUCUGGGUAACGUUGCUGUCUCCUACCUGGCAAAGUACCUGUUUGAGAGCGGCAAGAUUUCACACAAAUACGACUUCCUGGAUGCAGUGGUGUCCAAGCACAGUGGAGAGAUUAUGGAUAAGACGACGCUUGUGACCCGUGGAAACAACAUUGGGCUGUCUGAGAUGGCGCCCGUCAAACCGCGGCUGAGCGUGACCUUGGCGGCGGCCUUCAAACGGCGAGACACACUGGCGGCUGAAACAGUGGAGGAGGAGGAUGAGUCCAGCCCUGAUUCCUCCCACCAUGAUGAAUAAUGACAAUCUCAGGAUGUUAUUUAAAAAAGAAAAAAACUUGAGAGUGAACUGUCAGAGAACUGGUUACUCUGUCUGACCUUCCAAAAAGAAAAAGGACGAGCAAACAUCCGCCCUUGGGACUACAGAAGUACCACAACCAGCAUGUGGUGAUACCAGCCACAUGGCGGAUGUAUAAAGUAGCAGCCUGCUAAUGUCAGGACAUGAAGUUCUCUUUCUGUGAAAUACAUCAAGCAUUCACUCAUAUAGUACUUAGAUAGUAGGGUGUACAGCAUCCGUUUUUAUUGGUCUAUUUAAAGAAAACUGUCUUAAUUUAAAUUAUUUUCUUCCUUAUUUAUCACUAAGAAAAAAGCAGAUCAAACUGGAGGAGACGUGAGUGCAGAUAGAGAUGCUGCAUGCAGUUUCUACAGAGGAGAAGUAGUGCAAUAUUUGAUGAGGUAGGAAAUGGCAAGUAUUUAACAAGAAGCAAGUGAUGGCACAAGCAUAGUUGGAAGGUGGAGGGUUUACUGUAUGUACCACAUCAAUAAAAGCAAUAACACAUACACAUAGUUUGAACGCCUGUUCAAAAUAGGAUUGUGAGAGUGGAAGUAAAAAAGGAAAAGGAAAACAAAAGUUAGAAAAACCGGAUUGUAUAGCUUUAAUGUCAUAUCAAGCCACUGAAAUUAUGUUAUGUGCAGCAAAGAUUUGUAUUAAUGAAAUGAUUGUGUUUUGAUUCGGGAAUCAACUCACACGUAAAUAUUAACCAACACCCUCAACUCAUUAAGUUUGAUACAGUUUUGACAGGCUUAUUCACAAAAACUGGUAAACACACGAUGACUGUGAAUCAGAAAAGAAACAAUCAUUGUAUUAAGCUAAGUAGAAAAUAUACAAGUAGUAAGAGUAGUUGACUUGAAGCAUUAGCUGAUAUUCUCUUUAAUGUCAGGUGUAGAUUUUAUUCAUAACUAUCAGUGUAAAUUAGUGUUUAAAAUGAUCUUAUAUUAAGCUGCCUUAAUGAAGCUCGUAAAAACAGAACAUUGAAUUCCCACAGUUCUGACUGGACUCUGGCUCUGAACAAAGACUUGAAUAUGAAUGUAACCUCUAAGAUAAGAUAAGAUGGUACUUUAUUGAUCCCAAUUUGGAAAAUUGUUUUUGUUGCAGCAGCAUAAAAAGAUCUCAAUAUAUCGAGUAGUGAACUUCUACUGCUGUUUGUGUAUGUUUUGUUUGUGAUUUUGCAAAGUCAAGCAGUAGCUAUUGUAAACAAUGUGGCGGCAGGUCCUGCUUCACGUAUAUAUUCAGCAGUGUACAGAAUAUUUCCACUGUUAAGUGUAUGUUUGUAUAAAUAUGGAGAAUAAUACAUACAUAGAUAACAAAUGAUGCUGUUUAAAAAUGUUCAUAUAAGAUAGAAAGGAUGCUGUCUAAAUGUUUAUUUAUUUUUGAUGUCAUAAAAGAUGAAACAAUAAAAAAAGAACAAAAAUAUUUCAGGAAAAUAUAUAAAUUCUACUUUUGGAAGAUAAAAUUGGUAUGACACAUUUCUUCUG
Messenger RNA from Notothenia coriiceps (black rockcod), 3428 nucleotides. RefSeq names its product high-affinity choline transporter 1-like. Gene Ontology annotation, molecular function: choline:sodium symporter activity. Lineage: Eukaryota; Metazoa; Chordata; Actinopteri; Perciformes; Nototheniidae. The transcript has 9 exons. Gene Ontology annotation, cellular component: perikaryon; plasma membrane; synapse. The coding region runs from base 127 to 1914 and encodes 595 amino acids. The record is from RefSeq and is a predicted model, not a curated record. Gene Ontology annotation, biological process: transmembrane transport; acetylcholine biosynthetic process; synaptic transmission, cholinergic.